Messenger RNA from Besnoitia besnoiti, 1518 nucleotides. RefSeq names its product cytidine and deoxycytidylate deaminase zinc-binding region domain-containing protein. Gene Ontology annotation, molecular function: zinc ion binding; hydrolase activity. The coding region runs from base 1 to 1518 and encodes 505 amino acids. The record is from RefSeq and is a predicted model, not a curated record. The transcript is spliced from 11 exons. NCBI's taxonomy places the organism in Eukaryota, Apicomplexa, Conoidasida, Eucoccidiorida, Sarcocystidae.
AUGGUUGUCCUCGGCCUCGUAGGGCCGCUACAAAGCGGCAAGACCUCAGUCGCGGAAAUCCUUCGCGCCAAAUACAACUUCACCGUCAUCUACCUACCUAGCACUUCUCCGUACUCUUUGUCUCGUCAGUUCUCCCGGGCUUCUUCUCGCGCGGCUUCUCCUCUCUCGCUAACGCUCUCCGUCUCUCCUCCAGCCUUGCCAUGUGGCAUCGACGGCAAUGAACGCGAUGAGAGAGCAGGGGGCGACGCGCAUGCAGGCGUACAUUUCCACCCAUUGAACCAAAAGGGGCAUCGAGCAUCGGCAGCUCCUGCAGCGACGCAUUCAGGAAAGCGAGGAGACGAGGCCACGCGCAAUCCAGAAACAACGAAAAGGGCAGUCAAAGCUUCACGCCUCCAACGGUGCACCGGAGAUCCUUCACAGGUGUCCGAGGAGGGCCUUCCGUGCUCCACUGAAGGGGACGCCGCUUCUUCGUUUUUCAAGUGUCAGGGGCUCUCCUCAAAGGCGAGAACUUCGCUAUCGCCGGCGGAGGACGCGCCGGCAGCAGAUGGCGAGGCGUACACUCCAGGUGUACGUACGCCUCUCGAGCAGAGGCAAGAGCCGCAUAACGACGCAGCCGUUGUAAAUUCGUGUUCCCGAAUGUGGUUCGCCGAUGCGACGGCCGUUGUUGAUUUUGUCACUGGACGGUGGAGGCAGCACUUUGUGAUCCUCGGAAUCUCGAGCUUGGAGGAGGUCCGGACGCUGCGGAAACGCCCGUUCUUCGCUUUGGUGGCGGUCGACGCGCCCUUCGGCGUCCGCGUGGCACGCAUGAAGGCAAAGGAGGGCGCCCAGUUUUCACUGGAGAGCAUGUUGGAGCGGGAAGAUCAACUUUGCUUUCGGUCUGAGGCGCCCCUCAGAGACUGUGCGGCUUCGCCGCAAGUCGACGGUGUCCGUGCCUGCAUGGCCGUUGCGGAUGUGCACCUGACGGCCGAUGGCGACUCGGAUCUUCUCGAAAGGAAAAUUGCAGCGGCCGGAUUCCUCAGCGAAGAGCUGGUGAGGCCUUCGUGGGACACGUACUUCAUGCGACUCACCUACCUGGCGGCGACGCGCUCGAACUGCAUGAAGCGCAGAGUCGGGGCCAUCGUGGCACGCGGAAACCGGGUGAUCGCUACGGGCUACAACGGAACGCCGUCGCAGGCAUCGAACUGCAAUGAGGGGGGCUGCGCGAGAUGCAACGACCCUCGCGUGUCCCAAGGCCGGGAGCUUGAGGCCUGCGAGUGCAUCCACGCUGAAGCGAAUGCUCUGCUGGAGGCAGGCCGAGACCGUGCAAUGAACAGCACGCUGUACGUCACUUGCCUCCCCUGCCUCGGAUGCGCCAAGCUCGUCGUUCAGUCGGCGAUCCGAACCGUGGUCUACGCAGAGGAAUACGACCACCGGAGUGGCGCUCUGAGUCUUCUCACACGGAUGGGGGUGACUGUACGGCAGUUCUCCGAAGACCAUCCAGGAGUCCCUGGAAUGACAAUCGCAGUCAAGACUUGCUGA